UUAGAGGGUGGUGUUCGGAGCUGUUUUCAAGAAGUUUGAGGACUGUUAUAUGAAUUCAAGUUCUUUCUGUCGAAAUUACAAUGAUCAUUUUCACUGGCGAUCUCCCAGGAAUGAGUAAAUAUGUAAAAUUUCAGGCUGACGCUAACACGCUGUUGCAUGUAGUCAUCUCAUCAGUAGUUGAUUUGAGAAAUACUGAGCGACUCUCCGGCUGCACCAUUCCGUUUUUUUUAAACAACAUUCAGUGAAAGUUACACAAUUGCAACAUCCGAGAGCUGAUCUUCCUGUGCUUAGAGAGCUGCUGGCAGCAGACCUCGGCAGGACCGACCGUGCAGUUAAAAGAAAUCAGAUCAAACCGGCUUCGCGCUCAAACUAUUCAAAACAGGAAAGGGGCGAGCUAACUGAUAAUUUGAUAGCGAAAACCUUCAAAGUUCAAGAAAACAGUAGCGUUGGUGGAUUAUGGGGACAACUGCCAGUGCUGCUCAGCACACUGUAUCGACAGGACAGUGCAGUGACAACGGGCAGAGCAAUGGAACCCCUGACAGCAGGCGCUCGAUCAGUGUCAACUCCUUUCAGACAUUUGGCAUUCACAACAAGGCCAAAUCCAUCAUCACCAACAAGGUGGCACCUGUGCUAAUCACGUAUAACUGCAAAGAAGAGUUUCAGAUUCAUGACGAUUUAUUCAAAGCAAAUUUUGCGGUUGGGAGGAUUUCAGAUAACCUGCCGGAACACCAUCUGGUUCAGGGAAAAUAUUUCAUGGUUUGUGACAUCUAUAGCAAGAUAGAUGUCUUGAACACUGCGGGCAGCCACGGAGUGCCCAAUUUCAGGCAGGCCAAGGGGAGCUACCCAGUGUUUGGAAUGGGCCAGCCCAGUCUUAAUGGCUUUAAGAAGGUUCUCCAAAUAUUUCAACAGGAAGGUUAUGAGGACAUUCUGUAUUUCUGUGUUCGAGAGGAACCUGUGGUCUUUUUGCAUGUGGAAAAUGACUUUAUUCCAUAUACACCCAGACGGAAAGAAAACCUUCACGAGAAUCUUCACAACCUGGGGAGAAAUGUGAAAGUGGAACAACUGGAGCUGAGCAUCAGGAAGGAGCUUUACAGCUUUGCUCAGCUGAAUGAAAAUAUCAGUUAUGUCUACAAUGACAUAGAACACUUCAAGGACGAACCUCAAGCCAUUUCUAUCUGCUGUGAAGAGGACAUCCAUGUAACAGAAGAGGUUUAUAAAAGAGCUUUCUUUACCAAGUCUUCUUGCAGGUACCAUCGAUUGCCACUGUCCUUGGAUGGGCUGCAGCUACAAGCACAAAUAGACACGUUUAUUAAUUCACUCAGGGAAACCCCAAGUCUUUUACUUCUUCAGGAGUCCAAAAGACCACCUCCUGCAUUAGUCUUCAGCUGUCAAGUUGGAGUUGGCAGGACGAAUUUAGCAAUGAUUUUGGGAGUUCUUGUGCUAUAUCACAGGAAAGGGUUAUCUGAACAGUUGGGAGCUGACCAAAACCCCAGCAUUAAAAAGAGGGAGCAACUCCAAGUCAUCCGAAAUUUUGCCAAAUCCAUUCCUAAAGGACAACAAAUUGUGGAUGAGGUGGAUGCAGCCAUUGCACUCUGUUCGGAAAUGCAUGACAUUAAAGAAGCUAUUUAUGAAUGCAAACAGAAGUUGGAAGCCAUUGGGGAGACCUGCCAGGCCCAGGGAAAUAGCACCAAGGAAUAUUUUCUCCAGAGAGUACUACAGAGUACAGAGUGUUAUUUCUAUCUUGUUGCUUUUAACUACUACCUUCAUGAACAGUACCCUUUGGCCUUUUCACUUAACUUCAGCAAGUGGAUGUGUAGUCACCCCUGGAUGUUCAGGAUCUUAGCUGGCAUGGAUGUGUCUGAGCUUACAGCACCUUGUGACUUGAUAACAAAAGGCAUCAGACUCUUGGUCACAGACGAAGUUCCAGAUGUGCUUAGCACCAUAAAAGAAAUGAAAGUGGCCAAUUUUAGAAGGGUUCCAAAAAUGCCGAUCUAUGGCAUGGCACAGCCCAGUUUAGAGGCAUGCGGUGCUGUCCUGACUUACCUGACGGAUGGUAAGAGGAACUAUACUAACAUUCUGUGGGUGACGUUGCGAGAGGAAGUGGUGCUGGAAGGCAACAGUCAAAUGUACACUCCCCGGGAACCAGCCGCCCUAGAGCAGCCUAUUAGAGUACCUACAGAGUCACCAGAGCAGUUGGAGAAAUUAGAGAGCAACCUUAAAAAUGAGAUCCUGACAUCACAGAAGUUGCUUGAAGUGCGCCUUGGUGAGGAGAAGCAGACGAAACUGUUUAAAAGCUGCCUCACCAUGCAAGAGAUUUUUAACCAACUGAAAGGUUCCCAUCAAGGCCUGCUGUACAGACGUAUUCCCAUCCUCGACUGUGGUGCACCAAGAGAGACGGACUUUGAUAAGUUGAUGGAAGCCAUAAAAAUGGUUUUAAGAGAAGAUUCCGGUUCAGCAGUCGUCUUUAACUGCCAUAAUGGAAAGGGAAGGACUACAACAGCCAUGGUGAUAUCUGUGCUCAUUUUCUGGCACCUCAAGGGUAUUCCUGAAAACAGUGAGGAUGAACUUGUGAGUGUGCCAGAUGCCAAAUAUACAAAGGGAGAAUUUGAGGUUGUGAUGGAAAUAGUACGACUGCUGCCGGAAGGGCAUAAAAUGAAGAGGGAAGUCGAUUUGGCUCUGGAUGCUGUGAGUGAGACGAUGACUCCCAUGCAUUAUCAUCUGAGAGAGAUCAUAAUCUGCACUUACAGGCAGAUAAAAACAGCUAAAUCGGAAAAAGAAGUUCAGUUGUUGCAACUACGAAGCCUGCAGUACCUUGAACGAUAUAUUUACCUCAUCCUCUUCAACACCUACUUGCAUCUUGAAAAGAAGGAUACCUGGCAAAGACCCUUCAGUACUUGGAUGAAUGAGGUUGCUGCAAAAGCAGGUGUUUAUGAGAUCCUGAAUCGCUUGGGGUUCCUUGAAUUUGAAGAGCCUGAAAACACACCACUGUCUCAACUAUGCUGCCGCUGGUUGCAACAGAGUACGAAUACACUUCCAUUCCGAGGAGAGUUUAUUUAAUUUCUGGACUUGGAAUUUACCAGCUAUCUUACUGAUUAGUCAAUGGUUGUACACAUUUACUUGUCCAAGUUUUUAGAACUGCCUGAUUUAUCCUUGCCAAAUAGCGCUGAGAAAAGUGGCAAGUGGAUAAAACUUCCAAUCAAAAUGACAGGGCUGUGGAGAGCAGUACAGUAUGAUUAAUUUUGAAACUAACAUAGCAAAGAGCCAACAUUGAUAAUGUAUGAUAAAAGUAUAAAAAUUAGGUCCUCAAGAUAUUUGUAGCUUGUGAGAGAACCCUUCAACCAAAAUAAAACAACAGGAUUUAAGUAAUUCCAUUAAUAUCUAAGGUUAUUUAAUUGUUGGCCUUCACAGAAGAGAAUAAUACUACAAAUUAGUUUGUAACCUAAAUAGAUCUAGGGUUAAAGUAUUAAACAUCAUGUUCAUUGUAACUAUGGGAUAUAUUAAUUAAAGAUCACUGAAUAGGAAAACAGCAAAUUCUGUAAGUAGAAUCCAUCAUUCACUUUUUCAAUGUUUAUCACUGACAUAUCCGUGCAUCCUUAAUUUUUCAUGAUUGCAAUGCAUGAUAUUGUAAACUAUGUUAAAUUUAUAAGAUGUCAUAUCACACUUGUAUAUUGUCGCUUGGAUUUUCACAUACUGAAUGUGAUGUUCAAUUCCAAAUGUGGUAUAUUAACUUCCACUGGAUAUGUUACAUUCAUUUAGCAUAAGACACAACUGAAAUGAUAUGCAUUUGUUAACUUUAACGCCUAGAUUCCAGAUGCAUUAUUUUCCUCUCUAGUACUCUUUUGACCACCAAGUUGGUUUUGUACAGUUUUAUGCCAGUGUUGCUGAAUGCAGGAGAGUUAACAAAAUCAAUGUUUUUUUUUCUACAUAGAUUUUAAAUAAGGAUAUAAUUGUGCUUUUGCUAAAUGUAUAACAUAAUCAAAAUCUUUUCAACAAUUGCAUUUUUUAAAAAUUAUAAUAGUUCAAAAACCUACAUUGGAUCUAUAACAAGGCUCAUUUAAAAAUAAGAGGUGGUCAUUCGAGUAUCCUUUUGAGGCUUAAUCAAAUGAUAAGUAUACUUUUGAUAUUGAAAUAAAAUUGUAAAUACUGUGAUUAUUUUUCUAAACUUAGAAAAUUUAUGUAUUUAAAACAUGUUGUCAUGAAUAAUCUUAAUGGUAGUGGAUGCGUUGAAACUUACAUCUUUCUUCCCCAUAACCACCUUCGCUUCCGAAACAACAGAAUCUACCUGCUAUAUUAGUAUAAUUUAUCUUUAUUGUUCUUUCAACUACUCUAUCAAACCAAAAGCAGAAGAUACUGCUUUCCAAUUUAGCAAAAAAUAACAUUAAACCAGAAAUUCACUUCCAGUGCAAUUUAAAAUCAUAAUAAUUGUCAAGUCCAGUAUCUAAAAUAGUCUCAGCAAUUUAUUCUUAACAUUGAUUUUAAGAGUUCUGCGUUAUCAUAUCUUGCAAGAGUUUGGCUGCCUUUUCCAACUCAACAGUUGUUGCUACUUGAAACACUGAAUGCUUUUCAAUAGUAAUGAAAGGAUUAUUAAUGAUUGUGGAACCAUGAUUUUCAUGCAUAUGUAGCAAUCACUGCAGAGGUUUUAGUUCUGCCAAAUAAUAACAUACCUUGCUUUCCAGCUGCUGAGGAUCAGUUCUGAAUUUUGCCACAGGCAAUUUGUUUAGUUGGAAUUUAUGCAGAAGCACAGAGACGGCUGGGAAUGGGAAGCAGAUGUAUGGGAGCGAAGGAAGGAAUACAUAAAAUGCACAUUAAAGAACCAAGAAAUGCUUGCUGCAUCCUUUUUGUUGAACUUGACAGUGGGCUAUUGCACAAUGUAGAGUUUGUCAACCAGACUCCUCAUGUACAUUGGCUCCCAAAUUAGCAUAUGACACCUUACACUUGUAUUUCUUCUCUUCUCCUUAUGCUCAUUCACCUAUUAUGUUAGAGGCAACAACUGCCACAUUUUCACCAGUUGGUGAGUCAUUCCAAGCUUCAGUGCUGUUUUCAAGUGAGUGUGCUGCUGGUUUUGUAAAUCGGGUUGUUUGUGUUUUUUUAUUAUUGAAGCUGCUUCCAAUCAUAUGUAAUUCGUCAAAAGUUUGAUACAAUGUUUGAAGAGCAACAAAUAUGUUAGCCAGAUCACUGCAAACAGAUCAUUUUUGUUCAUUACAUUAUCCUUGGUUACAAAAUAAUAAAUUAUGUUACAUAUUUCAGUAUUAACAAUUUUGUUUUAAUUGUGGAUUAAUUAUUUAAAAUAAAGAUUAGAGCAAAAUAUUUUUUACAUUAUAGGACUUUUGUAUUAAUACAAUUACAAUUCUUCCAAUAUCAUCCUCUUAAUGACAGACACUCAUGUUUCGCAACUUACUGGAGUCGGUCAAUAACAAUCUUACAUGUUGUUAUGCACUGGUGAGAAUCAAAUAUUCGUUAUUUUAAUUAUUUUAUUCCUAUAAAUACUUAAAAUUGGAGAUCCAGUAAACAGUUCAAAUCUAGAAGCGACAGAGGCAGCUCACAUUAAGGACAACGCAUUUUAAAAAAGACCCAUCACAUUUUAUUCUAUUUAUGAGUGCAGGUUACAAGGAAACACGGAAAAUGUGUUUUUUUACAUUCAGUUCCAGUUAUGGUAUCCAGAAGUAGUAGUCAGACAUAGGGCUUGAAUACUAUAAUUCAAGUUUUUUGAAUUACAGUCUGUCAAAGUGUUGGAAGGUUGUGGGUAAAAGUUUCAAAUCAAGGGCCUUGAGUAUAUAAUCCAGAUGGACUAACGAAUGCAAUAGAGAAGGCAUGCAGUGGCAAUGAUGAUAGUUUUUUGCAUGCCCAUUAAGUUGAAAUCUCACAUACUUUUGGUGAUGAAAAAGUUCCUAUUUCAAGGAGGCAAAGAGAUUCAUUGAAUGUCCCAACUCAGACGUUACUAAAACUGAUAAUCUUAUCACAUUUUGUGGGUCCAUGCCAUGUUCAAACUAGCUAUUGCAUUUCCUCUUUGAAUAAACACUGCUCUUUGAAUAUUGGUUGUACUUCAAAAGUCAUGAAAGGAAGUUUUAAAUGCAGAUUUUUGUUUAUACCUCAGCUGUAUAUAGCUAAAGCUACCCUCAUUAAACAAUCAACACAAAAAUGAAUUUAAUGAAAAUACCUUAGACUUGUUUAAGCUUUGUACCUCUUAACUCACAGAGCUGUUAGUUUGGAAGCACAAAGAAAAGUGAAAUAUAAUUAACUUGUAUUAGGUUUUAUGUGCAGCUCAUUGUGUAUAAUGGUGUUAUUAUUUGAUAACUUACCUUGUCAGGUAAAUCCAUGCUGCCAAAUGCAACACAGUGCCAUGUGCAUUUUAGUGUGGUGUGCUCACUUAACAAUCAAAAAAUAAAUUCAAUACACCAAAAAGUUAUGUGUAAUUUAUUUGAUUUAUAAAGUGCUUUUUAAUGACUGCCAAUUUCUCUCAAUUCAUAUCUUGAAAGCACAAAUUAAAAUCAAAUUUUACAGCAUA
Mobula hypostoma (lesser devil ray) is the source of this 6505-nucleotide messenger RNA. Its product is annotated as paladin-like. Gene Ontology annotation, cellular component: cytoplasm. The transcript is spliced from 20 exons. The record is from RefSeq and is a predicted model, not a curated record. Gene Ontology annotation, molecular function: protein tyrosine phosphatase activity. The coding region runs from base 457 to 3057 and encodes 866 amino acids. Lineage: Eukaryota; Metazoa; Chordata; Chondrichthyes; Myliobatiformes; Myliobatidae.